Molecule: messenger RNA, 1006 nt
Organism: Pundamilia nyererei
Lineage: Eukaryota; Metazoa; Chordata; Actinopteri; Cichliformes; Cichlidae
Exons: 3
Coding region: 51-881 (276 amino acids)
Source: RefSeq, a predicted model, not a curated record
UACCUUUUGGACAAAGUGCUGAAUUGCUCAGAUUAAACAGCGGCUCUAAAAUGAACAAGAUUCCCUCUGAUGGAGCUGGAGGACUGGGGCCUCCUCAGUUGGACUGUGAAACAAUCGCCACCCCAUGCCUGCGAGAUGUGUCACAUGUGCUGCAGAUGUAUUUACCUGGAUGUGUCGAGCCAGAAUUGGAAGACAUCAUUUGCCCUCCGUUACAGAGCUCAAACGUCUCAGAUCGUCCAAAUACACUUCCACAACCUUUUAAUUGUGGCACGGCUUCUUCAGAGGAGCUGAUAGAGGAGGAGAGGUUUUUCCUCAAGUUGUUUAUUGAGCAGUUGGUGGCUCACAUUGAGAUAAAGACCCACACACCAAAAAGCAAUGUGGACUUGAGUAAAUUAGAGGCACGUGUGAGAGAGAGAACCCCUCUUGACUUACGGUUUACUGACCCAAAAGCCUUUGACAAAAUGCUCAUCCCCAUCUACAAAGACCUUUGCACACAGUUUGGCUCCAAAUACCUUCUGCUUGCUGCCCUGGACUCUGGGGAUGUUGCCUUUGAAGCAGCUGUUGCAGAAGGACUGAAAACACGGCUAACAGCGUGUGCACGGAAACCUGACAACCUGUUGAAGAGGCUUUUCUCCAAGAGGUCAUCCAAGGUUGCUCCGUUCAGAGAUGUGAAAUCACGUCACACUGAUGAAAACAGCCAGGACGAUGGAAAACCGAUUCCAUCUUUGAUGAAAAGAAAGGGUGAUGGUGUCCGGAAGAGGCUGUCCUCCAUGGCUUCUGCUGUAAAAAAGAGAUUUGGUGACAACUUUGUCACCAGCGAAUGCCAAAAACGUGAUUUCUUUAAUGGCAAGCCUCAAUUUAUGAUUGCCCCCCUUCUCUAAUAUUUAUCCUGAGAGAUCUGAAGAUGAGCUAUUAAAUUUGUCUUUUUUUAAAGUAAUGUUUAUCUUGAAGGAUUUAAGGAGGAUUUGUUAUAUUUGGACUAUUGUAAUAAAACAUUGAACAUGGA